AUGGGCAUUGUUGACAAAAAAAGUUCUUCGCCUGAGGCCCAGGCUGUCGAUACUCUCCCUAGAGAUGCAACAGACGACGAGAUAGAGAAUCUCCCACACAUUGUUGACAAAAUUCCAUCCCCAGCGUGGGCAGCCGCUCUGAUUGGAGCGUCUGAGAGGUUCAGCUAUUACUGUUUCGUUUCCAUUUGGCAAAACUAUCUUCAAAACGAACGAGACUCUCAAUUUGUACCAGGAGCUCUCGGACUGGGGCAGGCAAAGGCAACAGCAAUAUCCAAUGGAUUUUUUAUCUUUCUUUUCCUAACGCCCAGUUGCUUCGCCAUUGUCUCUGACAUAUGGCUUGGCCGUUACAAGACCCUAUUACUGGGGCUUUUCUUGUCGUUUUGCGGGUCACUCAUCAUGUUUGUUACAGCCCUGCCCUUUUCCCUUGACAGAGGUGCAGGUCUUCCAGGUUUAAUUGUCGCUAUGGUCCUAGUAGGACUGGGUGUUGGUGCAACAAAAGCAACCGUUUCCCCAUUCAUUGGCGAUCAGUAUGUCCAAAAGAGUCCUCAACUCGUUCGGCAAAAGAAUGGGACUCUUGUUGUUGUCGACAGCACAAGAACGCUGCAAUUUCUCUACAAUGCCUUUUACUGGUUCACAAAUAUAGCUUCCCUCUCGUCCAUUCCCGCCACAAUCCUAGAAAAGGAGUAUGACUUUUGGGCGGCCUAUCUCAUGGCAGCCACCUCACUUAUGAUUGCCGUGAGCCUUCUUUUGAUAUUUGGGCCACGCUUAGGCAAGAUUCGGCCUGGGGAAAACUGUCUUCCACGAGCUAUCAAGGUUAUGACAGUGGCAGCAAAAAAUGGGCUCAAGCUGGAUCAUGCGAAGCAAUCAUACCAGAUGGAGAAUCGUGGUAUCUUGGUCUCAUGGAGUGACAAGUUCGUGGACGAGUUAAGACGC
This is a messenger RNA of Colletotrichum truncatum, 933 nucleotides long. The record is from RefSeq and is a predicted model, not a curated record. NCBI's taxonomy places the organism in Eukaryota, Fungi, Ascomycota, Sordariomycetes, Glomerellales, Glomerellaceae.